Molecule: messenger RNA, 28221 nt
Organism: Podarcis lilfordi (Lilford's wall lizard)
Lineage: Eukaryota; Metazoa; Chordata; Lepidosauria; Squamata; Lacertidae
Source: the annotation of a GenBank genome assembly
AUAGGAUAAAUUUUUUAUUUAUUUUUAGAAACCACAACUGCAGCUAGUAAUAAAAAUUAAAAAGGAUAAUCAAUUAAAACAAGAUGACAAUAUUAAAAGCGGUUAUAUUUCUGGCAUAUCAGCUGACUAGAGAGGCCUGGAAUUCCCAAAAUACAAGUCAUUAUUUAGCAGAGAAAAGCAUAUUCAGUUACAUGCUGUUGGGGGAAGUGCUCUGCCUGCACACUUGGGGGGUAUACCAGUUGCUAGAAACCACAGAAAGAGAGAGUGCCCUUUCGUUCAGGUCCUGACUACUGCAGGUUUCCCAAAGGCACCUAGUAGGAAUAGGGUGCUGGACUAGAUGGGCCACUGUCCUGAUCUUACAUUCUGAACUUCUGAACUGAAAGUUGGACUGUGUGGAAAGAAACUGCCUCGCGAGGGACAUUUCCAAGGAAGAAAAAGGGUUCACAAGAAAGAACAAGCACCUCCACCUUCUUCCAUGUUCUUAUUAUCUUAUCUAAAAACGGAGCUGGGAUCCAAUGCCUGCCUACUGAGUAUCUAACUCUUCUUGUCUCAAUAAGCUGCACCCGAAGUUUUAUUUUGCCAUGUGAGGCCCAUGUGUUGACCCCUUUUGCUCCUGCGCUCAGCCUAAUUCUCUUUAUGAAUCAUCUGUGAUUCAUGCACUCCUCACCAUCACCUUGUGUCAUCUGAUUCAUUAUGGAAGAAAGCAGUCAUCUCACAGGUUUGCAACAAAUCUCAGGUAGCAAGUUGCCUGUUUGCUAUUCUGGACGAGUCACCAAAUGCUAGAGGUUUUCAGCCCCACAUCCAUUAUUGAACUUUCUAAAUAAGGGAAUAAAUACCAAAUGCUGCUGUUCAUGGCAGAACACCCUUGUUCAGUGACCUUUUAAAAAAUUAUCAGCAUAACCACUUUACUGUGUUAAAAAAUAAAAAAGUUUGCUUUGCUGUAAUGGAAGUUCAUCAAGUCUAUUUGAGUUAAUAAUGCACUGUCAUAAUUUGAUAGGGAGGAAUAGAAAAUAUGGAGAUUGCUUUAAUUCCCUUAGUUGUACUGCAGGACUUGGCUAAUGUGCUUUAUUCAGGAAUAAGAAGUGCUGUUUCCUUAGCCCCAGUCCCCACAAAGAGGUGUGGGGUCAACUUGUAAGUGCUGCUUUUUCAGAGGUGUUGUUUUUCUGUUUUCAACACAGACUCGGGAAGUGCAGUUUCCUCAGAAAGAAGGAAAGCAAAACAUCUUUGUGUGUUUCAAGGGCAUAUGGCUUUGAAGAGGAACAGGUUGUGCAUCUAGCAAACCUCCAGCCCACGCAGUCAACUUGCAACCAGAAUUACAUCAUGCACUUGUUGCCCAACUGUCCCCUCCUUGCAGCAUCCAAAGCUUCACAAACUGGGAGAUAUUUCCCACACUAUAAGGUCCAAACUAGAUGUGAUGUUAUUUACCAGAAUGCUAUUAACAUGCAUAUGUAUAUUUGUAUUAUGCAAUAUACAGCAGCUGCCAUGGAGGCCUCUAUGAGAAUGGCCUGACUCCAACUGGCGCUGCUGCCAAUUGAUUGGCUUGAAAGAGAGAAAGCAGAGUCAGAUGACUCUAUUUCCCCACAGGACUUUGGCAGGGGCUGACAGUUUCCCCCCAUGAAUAUGCUAGACUACAGCCUCUCUCUUUCUGUCAUACAGUUCAACAGAGAGUAUGGCUGUGCAUCCCAUUGGAUUAAUUAGGGUCAGGGAAAGACUGCAGCAUGGAUAAACACCUGGUGAAAGACACAGUCAAUGUAUACAAUGCCAGCAUAAAACCCAGAGAGGUUACUGUUUUCCACUGCAUUUCAACUUGCAGGUGGACAUCCUUAUACACAUCAGUACAGUUGGAUGUGUUUCCAAGUUGCCUGCUGUCUGCCCACACCAGUAGGUAGAGGCUAUGUGGAUGUCUUCACAUGUUGGAAUAGCAAAAUGAUAACAGAAUGUAACAAAAUGAAUCUACUCCUCCGUAACUGGAUCAUGUCCAAACAACCUCAUCCAGUCAGGUGGAAAUCUAAACAAUGGAUUACUAGCAUUACCCAGAUCCAAAAGGAUUCUUGCCCAAAGCACAUCAAUUCAGGAAAGCAUCAGUCAGAAAAAUAUGGUACAGAGGAGUAAGAUUUUUCUCUUAUAAUGUCAUGGAGGGCCACUUCUCACUCAGGUACUAAAUCUGAUCUACAACACUUCAGACUGCAUGCGGGAUUUCACAUGUUUGAAUAUUUUUCUAUACUAAACAAAAUAGAAGAAAAAUAUAUCUGCAAAUAGAAAACUGCAUGUCAACGAGAAGAGUGCUAGACUAGUUUUCUAUGUGCUGCAUUCAAUCAGGUAAGGUCCACCUACAUUCCAGACAUAGAAUUACCACCCCAGUGAGAUCAGUGAUCAUAAAGGCACAAAAGCUAUUAUUCAUUACAAAUGUUCUGCACUGUUUGGGCUGAAGCUUGAAUACUAUGUGCAAUCACAAGAACACAGCAUCCUUUAAGAAGGACAUUGACACACUGGAACAUGUCCAGAGGAUAAUGACUAGGAAAGUGAGGGGUCUGGAAACCAUGUCCUCUGAAGAAUGGUUCAAAGUGCUGGGUAGCCUAAAGAAGACAAAUGUCAAAAGGAUGCACAACGGCAGUCUUCAAGUGUCAAAAGGGAUGUCACGCACAAGACAUAGCAGGCUUGGUCUCUGUUGCUCAGAGGGCAAGACUAAGAAUAAGUUAGUAGAAAAAGUGCAGGGUAGCAGAUUUAGGCUAAACAUAAGAAGGACCUGCCUAACAGUAUGAGCUGUUUCACAGUGGAAGAUGUUGCCUCUGCAAGCGGAGGGCUCUCCUUUGCUGGAGGAAUUUAAGAAGAGGCAUGUCAGAAACACUGUAGUUGCACAAAGCAUCCUAUGUUGCAGGUCAUGCAUUCAGCAGAGAGUUGGACUAGAUGAAUUCCAAGGUGUGUUCCAACCUCCUAAUUCGAAAAAAUCAUGUUGCAUUAAGAAGGAACAGUUGAAUCAGCUCAAAAUAAAGUUCCUUUUGUAUACCAAUAUGGAAAGGAGUACCCUGAAAGAAGCCAACAUUUAUUUUGCUUCAGUUUGCUAAACUUUUCUUUGUUGUGUGCUGUGUUAUUCCUGCUGUGCUCUCACAGCUUAAAGAUUUGCCAGAGAUAGAUGUUGACCAAUAUCAGAACGUAGGCUACAGUACUAACCCCACUUACCUGGGAAUAAGCCCCACUGAAGUCAGUAGGAUUUCCUUCUGAUUAGACAGGGUUAAGAUUAAUAGCAUCAAUCUUAACCAUUAAUCUGAAUUGUUAGAAUUAAUCUAUCACUUAAACAAAAAAUUAUGCCAUUUUAUUCCAUUAGGUAUUUGCUAGGUUUAGAAAGCACUUAAAUUUUCAAAGGUUGGGAAGAAACUGCUUGAACAAAAACUGACCUUGUCUUUAUACACUUCAAAGGAUGAAGAAAUUCUUCUUUAUUUUCCCCAAAGGCUUCAAGCAAAAACUGCUUUGAGGUUUUUUCUACAAUUAAGAGGUAUAUAAAUUUUAUGAAAUAAAUGAAAUGUGUUAAGAUCUCUUCCCUCAUCUUUUUGGAAAAGUUAAAAAUAGCAUUGCAUUGCCAUCUCUUCUCAAAAGAUGAAUAGUGUGAAGACUUUGGAGCUUGCAUUAAAUUAGAAACGAGGAACCUUCAGUCCACCAAACCCAACCAUUUGGCCAUUUCAGGCAGGCCAUGCAUCCUGCCCUACAGCUGACAUAAGGUAUGGGACAGAUAAAGGUGGGAUUUGCGUAAAGGGGAUUUUGAAGAGUCAUGCUGCGCAUUGUUUCCCAAGCACCUGGCAAACAGCUGGCUGCUAGGCAAUUGCUGCACAAAGUGCUUCUCAAAUGCCCAACAGCUGGGUGUUUGUGGGCACUGGAAAACCAUUGCACAAAGCACUUUUACCAGCCCUGUGCUCAGCAUCUCCUAAGGCUUUGCAAAGCAUUUAAAUGGUGCUUCCAGCUGGCUGUCAAGUAUUUGGGAAGCAAUGCACAGGGGACUUUGACAUGUGUCAAUCAUCUGGCACCAUCAUUUUGUCAGAUGAUUGACUGGUGGGCUGUCCCACCUGUCAAAGUUGGCCACUGGGGGUUGGGGGAAGGAUAAGAGUCUGGCCUGCCAGGCCAAAAAGACUCUCCUGCAGUUUGACUUCAUCCCCAGAAGUGCACACUAUUGUCAUUCAAGACAGACAGAUGCCAACAAUAAAAGAUUAGGAAGCACUAUAGCAUGGCUAAGGGCAAAAUUACAUGUUAUGAGGUAAACAUGGAGUUUCUUCAAGAAUGUGUGGCCAGGUUGCUGCUUCCACAGUAGACUGGUACAUGAGAUGGGGCAUACUGUGGAUCUGGGAAGCAUGCCUGCAGUGGCACCCCAACAAUCAUUCAUUCCCUAGCGGGGUCAAGUCAACCUUGGUCUGACUUUCUUCUGGAAUGCUUCUGAGGUGUUCUAAUCAUUUUUAUUCAUACAAAUGGUCACGUGCCACAAUAAAGUUGGUGCAACCUAGUAAUAAAUAAUAUAAUAAUAAUAAAAGGUGUAUGUGCCCAGGCACAGCUGGACAUACAAAAUGAUAGAAAUUAAAAAGUUAAAACAAAAACAUGGUAUUAAAACUUUUCACUCUAGAUAAAACUUGGCCAGUGCCUGAAAAGGCAGGGUAACAUUGUUUCAGGGGCCAGACUCACUCUCCUAGCCUUGUUCUAAUCACAGAACACCAUUAUUGUUAAUUACUUUUUACCUGCCAUCAUGGGCGUAGCUAGGAUUUGGGGGGAGGGGGCAAAAUAUAUGCUCGAAGGACAGAACCAAGCUAUCUGUAUUUUUAUUUAUUUAUUGGAUGGGGGGCAGCUGCCCCCCUCUUAGUUAAGCCAUGGAAAUCUCCCUGUAGACUUCUCUUACUGCUAUUUAUUUUUACUAUGAUAUCCAAUAGAUUGUUUGUUUCUCCAUAUUUGUAAGAAUUACAGAAUUACACACAAUAUUUUUUUUUAAAACUCACUACCUGAGGGCUCUUUUAGAUACAUUCUAUAAAUCUUUCUUUUAGAUACAUUAUUUUAUAUACAUUCCUAGAAUUUAAAAAUAAACGUAUUAUGUCACACUCCUUUAUCACUCACUGUAGGUAUUUGCAUGCUACUCUAUCCUCUUUUCAUUGCACUAUUAAAGAUUUGGGGAAAAUAUUUUGAACAGCUUGAGACAAGCUCUGUAGCUUUAGUUCCUCCCUCAAGUCUUAUUAGUAUACAACACUCAUUUACUCAUAUGUAAGCCCCACUGCAUUUAUUCACAGGUGUGUAAAGUGUGUCACACCAAUGCUAAGAAUUAGAUUGUGUCAGGGUCAAUGCCUUUCAUUGCAGAAAUAAAUAGCAAAAUGAUAAUAAUGAAAUAAAAUUAACCUAUAGAUACCCACAUAUGCAUCCUAGGUGCCAUUCAGUCCAGGGUGCCCUGGCUGGCUCGGAAAGACACAAUUUUGGCCAGGCCAAACAGUCGAAUGGACCCUGCCCUAAAAUGGCUGGCCACAAAGCAAGGCAGCCACUUGCUCAAACAAUAUUGGCGGGUAAUUAUUUGCAAGGGUUAAGCUGUUCUUUAGUCAACAUGAAACUCAUCUAAGGUAUCUGUUGCUCACUUCACUCCACAACUACCUUCUUCUUAUGUGCCCCAAAGCCAAAGGGUUGGAAGAGAAGAACCCUUUUGCAACUAAAAGUCAUCCACAAUCUCCCCUCACCGUUGUGAAGCCUUGCAGGGUGCCAUCACUCCCUAUCACCACCAUGAGGCCUCACAGGCUGCCGCCCUUACUGCCACCAUCUCAGUCCUACAGGUUGUUGCUGCUACUGCUGACAUGUACCGCAGUCAUGGCAAGUCGUUUCUGCCACUGCUGCUUCUGCCUCCUAGCAGGCCUGCUGGCAGUCUAGCCAUCCCAGAUUAUUUGUAUUCUCUUUGACUGAUCCCCAUACUUUGGAUUGUCCUGAAUACCACCAUUUGGUAGCCAAGCCCCAAACCAAAAGUCCUGUUGGGAUGCAUUUUGGCUUGCCUGCUGAUGAAACUGAGUGUGUGACGACUGAUAAUAUUGUCAUUUAUCCAUUUUAGACCCCCUAAGUAGUAGCAGUUGCCAGGACAUUGCCCUGUUCGCCUCUGUAUCACUCCAUCCUUAUUUCAGACAUUGUGAAAUGUCUAUUAGUAAAAGCGAGAGGGGGUUGUGUGGGUUUUUUGGUGGAGGCCUAAGAAGAAAGGAGUAGGGGCGGAGCCAACGCUCUCGUGGUCAUAGCCCAUACAAGCAAGAACAGAGCAGAUGCUUCUGCGCACGCGCUGUGCAGAGCGUCUGACCAGAAUGGCCUGUACCAUUGCGACUCUGCCCGGGGGGGAGGGGCUGACCGCUCUACGUUUCCUCCCAUUAACCGGAAGCCUUAGCAACUUACAAUCCGAAGCACCCACGGGAACGGGGCAACGCGUUACAGAGCGGUUCAAAGCCGAAAGAGAGCUUCCGUGACUGCGAAAGGGGGGCGCUAGAGCAUUUUGUCUCUCUCUGCCCCCCCCGUUUCAGGGUGGUUCCUCCGGGUGGCACCAGUCGCUGCUGGAAGAGGCGGGACCGGGUCUUCCUGAGGCUGCCCCCGGCUCCGGCGUCCCUGCUGCUGUUGCUGCCGCCGCCACCGUCGACGUAAAUCCCGGCCCCUUCAAGCCUAGUCUCGCCCGGCCCCGGGUUUCCCCUCAGACAAGUCUCAUGGCGUACAGCCAGGGAGGCGGCAAGAAGAAAGUCUGUUACUACUAUGACGGUGAGGGGGGCGGGGCACGGCGCCGGUUUUUGUUGUGUUUUGUGUGUCGGUUGGGGUGCGCGUGGGAGCAAGAGCAGCUGUUCGUCUCCGCGCGCCUUCCCCUCCAGGCCGCGCUUAUUUCGCCGUUGGGAAUGCUCGUUGGCUCCGUCCUCGCGCGCCCCGGCCCCCUCGGCAGCCCCUCGGCUGUCCUCGCGCGCCUUCUCGUUCCGGCGCACGCGCCGCCUCUCCAGCCCUCCCCCCUCCCCUCUCGCUUUUACCCAUUGUGUCUGCAGGGGCUGCAUCUGGGUUGGAAGGAAGGUGCUGAGCCCCAUGUUUCUUAAAGCGCAUCUACACCCCACCCCACCCCCUUUAAUUUUUGUAUCGGGCGUGCCUUUUCGCCUCCUUCGAAAUCCGCGCGCAUCUACUAACGAACGCUUUGCAGAAGGGGGUGAGGGGUGCGCGCCCGGCUCGGCCUAGCAACAAACCUCAUGGGAAGGGUCCCCAUUUUGAGAGGGGGGGGGGAUCCGAGGCUGGCCUCGCGAUCCUUUUCCUACUAAGCGUCCUUAGAGUGGGACUUGCACGCGCGAGUAACUGCCUUGCGCUGAGAAUCUGAAGGCCUCAACGUUGAAUCCCUGAAAGGUGCGAGACUGGCACGCUCUGGCCAAAGCUGAGAGCUCUUCACUCAGCCCCACUGGAAGGAUCUGGAUGAAUGGCCUGCCUAUCGCAUCCUCAUAGCUACAUAGAGCAUCUUUCUUGCGCACCUCACCCUGGUGAAUACAGGUUGACCCCACCAUCCAUUGGAACCCCAUCACUAAUUCAGGAAAUGGUUAUUUUCAUUGUAGUUAGGGGUUUAUAUCCUGGAUAUAGGCGUAUUGUUUUGAGCACUGUUAUACAUGGUAGCCAAAAGAAUGGUAAAGAUUUAAAAUUGUGGAGCGUAGAUAACGUAGAAAAGUGAAGAUUCUACUCUAUGUGAAAUUUAGUAGAAAUGAAUUACUACAGCCAUCAAGAAGCACAAUGCGGGUGCGGGACAGCCCAUGGGUAUAAGGCAAACGUUUGCAGUGGUACCUCGGUUUUUGAACAUAAUCCAUUCUGGAAGACCGUUCAAGAAACAUUCAAAAACUGAGACGCAAAGGGCGGUCUGCAAAUUUAAUAGAGAAAAUUGGAAAAAAACUCAGCGGAAGCCGUUCGACUUCUGAGGCGUGUUCGAAAACAAGCAUUUACUUCCAGGUUUCCCGCGUUCGAAAACCGAAAUGUUUAACUUCUGAGAUGUUCGAAAACGAGUGUUCCACUGUAUUAAACUUCAAAUGCAACAUGUAAAUGUUUUGAACAGAGUGCAUCUUCCUGGGCACUUAAGUAAAAGCAACCACUAAUUUAAAGCAAGACUUUAUUUCUCAACCACUUAUUUAGUAAAAAAUAGGUUGCAUAUUUCAGCUGUUAAGUUUUAUUCUCAGUUUAUUUGCUCUUAGCCUUACAAACUGCAGAUGUAGGGACAUUACAGGGGAACUUUAUUUUGCUUCACCAGGCUAUCCACAAAUAGACAGCAGAACAUGCAUCUAUUGAAAAUAAUACAAGAAAUUGAAGCAUCCAGCCUAUUGUGUGUGUGAGAGAGAGAGAAACCAAGAGGUUGUUGUAUUUAUGCCAUUCUCCAAAAAACUAAUGUCCCUUGUAAUUUUUUCCUAAAGUACAUAUAUUGAUUCUCAAAACUUGAAUAUGUUGGAUUGUUUAAAGCAACAAAUCUCUUGUCUGGCAUGUGUGAAAUCUUGACUUUUUUGCAUUGGAACUAAGGAUUGUUCUAGGUUACUUAACUUGUAUGGUGAUAAAGGACUUGAAAGUUGUGAAUGUUACCUAUUUCUGGUAGAAUGUUUGCCUAUGGGUGCUGUUUAAAGAAGUAGUGAUAGUGGCACUCUGAUUUUUCUGCUCACUCAUCAUUUAGGGGCAUUUUCACAUCAAUUUAACACAAAAUUAACUUUAAAAUGGCAUCUUGCACUGGAGACUCCAGAAAUGUUUUUUCCAAUACAUCCUUUAUUUGUUGGCACUGUGGCUCUAGUAAGGUAGACAGUAUACACUUGCAGGGAUACACAGUUUUCCUCAGUUCAGAAAUGUUAGGGACCUCCUAGAGAAAUUGAUCCCACUGGAUCCGGUGGUGGUGGAAAUGUCAUCUGAAUUAAAUGGGUUUAGAGUAGGAGGUUGAAUUAAUCUGCAGUUUGUUAAUGACUGCAAAAAUCUGGAUAGCUCAACAUUGAGGAAUAGGGAAAUGCCAUUCAUUAUACUUUGGGGGCAAUUAUUGGUCACACAUCAGCAGGCAAGUUUAAAACUGACUGCAGUUAUUUUAAGAUGAAAUCAAGUACACAGAAAAGAUUACAACCUCACAAAUAGAUUCUUUAUUGUGCAGAAAUACGUUUGCUGGGAUUAAUUAAAUUAUUAUGGUUCAUUAUUAUUUCCAUAAAAUUUUAUAAAAGGUUUUUUAUAAUACAAUACAGUGGUACCUCAGGUUACAGACUCCGCUAACCCAGAAAUAGCACCUCAGGUUAAGAACUUUGCUUCAGGAUGAGAACAGUAAUUGUGCUCCAGUGGCAGCGGGAGGCCCCAUUAGCUAAAGUGGUGCUUCAAGUUAAGAAUAGUUUCAGUUUAAGAAUGGACCUCCGGAAUGCAUAAAGUUCUUAACCCAGGGUACCACUGUACAAUAAAAACAGACUAAUCUAAAUAAAAACAAAAAAAGAAAGAGAAAACCAUCAUUAUCACCAUGCAAAGUCGUCUCUCCAGGGUAGAUCGUAACCGUUGUCUCACACAAAAAGGGGUGGACCCACCUGGGAGUUUCCCUUUCUUCUCUCCCCCCCCCCCCGCCCCCUCCCGGGAGAUCUUCCAUUUUCUGCCUUUAACACAGGGUCUUUCACCAACCACCCAUCACCUUCAUGUGCAUAAGCAAGAGCAAAGCAAAAAAAUGUAGAAAAGAGAAACCAAAAUAUAAGAAUAUAAUAAUAAAAAAGAAAUAAAAAGGACUUCCAAUAGUUAUGCAUAUAAAUAUUAUUCAAAAUAUGCAAAAUAUUUAUUCCAAGAUGAUAUCCAGCUGUUCCUCCUUCUGCUAUGUGAUAUUUUCCCAGUCUUCAAAUCUAGGCAUCUCAAGUUCAUUCAUUUUUCCUUCCACACAUGUCUAAAAGAGCUUCUCCAGUUAUUAAUAUCAAUAAAUGUCAACAGUAGUCUUCCUCCAGUCCAGCAAAACAACUUUGCCUCCAGUGUUGAAAAACAAUAAGUCCUUCGUCUUCAUUUACACAGGAGUCUAUUUGCUGUUGUCAUAAAUCAAAACAGCAAUCCAUAGUUAUUUCCACAUUGUAUAUUCAUCAAUUCACACCCAGUUCCAUAUACAGUGGUACCUCUGGUUAUGUGCUUAAUUCAUUCCGGAGGUCCGUUCUUAACCUGAAACUGUGCUUAACCUGAAGACCACUUUAGCUAAUGGGGCCUGCCACGCCGCCGCCGCACGAUUUCUGUUCUCAUCCUGAAGCAAAGUUCUUAACCCGAGGUACUAUUUCUGGGUUAGCGGAGUCUGUAACCUGAAGCGUCUGUAACCCAAGGUACCACUGUAUUCCAAUCUCAUUUCCUGUCAGCUGUGAUUUUCCAUCCAGAUUUAGAACAAAGAGAUUCUUUUCACAAUCACUUCUUCCAUUCUUUUUCCAGAGGCUUGAUAGUUUUCCUCUCUUAAUUCACUCAAAAUUGUAUACAGAAUCCUUUCUCAGCUCUAUCUCUGCCAGCCCAGAAUAUUUCUUAAUCUCUCCAUGGUUUCAUUUCUCUCUUCCAACUUCAUAAUUCCAACGUUAGACUGUUUCACUCCUCCAGGCACCUAUUUGGAGGUCCUCUCCAUUUCACCAUCUACUGCUUCAGUUUUACCAUUCCACUCUCCUGUUCUGGUAGUCCUCCAUCAAUAUUAUUUUCCAAAGGUUCUGUGCUGCCUUAAGCCUUAUUUUUCUCUGGUCCAUUUUCAUUCACCAAUUUAUGCAUCCCAACUCUGAGCUCUUUCAGUUGCACAUACAGCAGUUGCUGCACGAUGCCAACAGUAAAUGGGGUAUCUAAACUAUUUUUGCCAUACUGAGUGUUCUUGGUCUUAUUAAUAAUUCUCAUUCCUCAAAAUUUUACAGUCUUUACGCCUGAGUCCCCUGGCUUCUUAUCAGAAUGCAUUCACUUCAUUCCUCUCUCAUGGCAGCAUAUGUUAGCUUCACGUUUGCAGCCAGCACUCUCACUAGAGGGAUGGAAGAUUAAAAAUAAAAAAGGUAAAAACUUCAAACAGCCGUUUAAAAUCUUUCUUGGGCACAGACAAUUAAAACAUGCUUUCUCUCUUGCUUUCAGCCUUUUAAUUUAAUUAUUGUGUCUUCAUAAGCUCAUUUUAAAGUUCUUAUUAAGUUCGUUUUAAAAUGAACACUGCAGGGUGAGUUUAAAAAGCUACAUAUUGUAGCAUCCUGGGGUACAAUUUGUCAGCAGAUGUUUUCAGGAAACCCAGAAGUAGUGAAUGAGGGCAGUAGUUUUUCCCUUUCAGCCCCCAAGCUCCAGUUGCUGGGUUUCAGUAGCUUGCUACCUCUGCAGUUAUUAAAAUAAUUUUAAUGGUUAAUAAAUUUGUUUCAUAUUUUAUGUUUAUUAUUUAUUUUAAUUUAUCUUCCACUUUGUAUCAACAGAAAUUUCUAAACAGUUUGCAGGUUCCAAAAAAACACAAACCAUUAUCAAAAAUACAAUAAAAAUUUCGCAUUCAGAAACAAAGAAUACUAAUACUAUUACGAAUCAUCAUACUUUCACAUUUCCCUGAGACAGGAGUAUGAACAUGCUCAGAAUGUGGCCUUGGGAGAACACAUCCUAGUUUGAGAUUCUGUCUUGCCAUCAAUAUGCUAGCUAUAAUAAUUAGAAUAGGAUUUCAGUCCUAAAUGCAUCUGCUUGGGAAAUGAUUCUUAAGCAAAUAUGCUUAGAUCAUAUUAAAUAUAUAACCACCAAUUAAGUGAUUCUUUUCACUGAGAGAAUUGAUAGAAUUGGGGAAUGAUAGUUAUGCUCAGUGGGAGCUGGGUGAAGAAAGGAUAUCCUCAGUACUUUGCACACUCUGAAUAGACAGUUUUGGGGUAGAUAGCUGUGCAUUUCAAAGUUUGACUGUAGUGCAGUUAAUCUGCUUUGCAGAGACAGAAGCUUUUCAGCCUAGUAUAAAUUUCUAAAAUGCUGCCAAGAAAGACAGAAUGGUGGUUGCAGCAGCCUUCUUUGUUGCUCACUCUUCUUUGUUUAGUUUUCAACAGAGGAGAAAAUAGUCCUUAGUAGGGAGAGCUAUUUGUGAACUGAGAUUUGGUUUUUAUAGGUGAAAGAUAGCGUUAAAAUCUUGUUGUAUGUCCAGUACUUUGCAAGAAUACAUGGAGAAUGCAUGCUGAUUUUCAUACAUUAAAUAAUGUAUUUAAUUGUUGUGUUUGUCACUAAUCUUGUUAAAGGGAAGUCCAAAUAUUUGACUUCAGAUAUUAAAUAUAAGUGUAGGCAUAUAAGUCCAAAUAUAAGUGUAGGCAUCAUUUUUCCAGGUACAGUGGUACCUCGGGUUACAUACGCUUCAGGUUACAUACGCUUCAGGUUACAUACGCUUCAGGUUACAGACUCCGCUAACCCAGAAAUAGUUCUUCAGGUUAAGAACUUUGCUUCAGGAUGAGAACAGAAAUCGUACUCCGGCAGCCCGGCAGCAGCAGGAGGCCCCAUUAGCUAAAGUGGUCUUCAGGUUAAGAACAGUUUCAGGUUAAGUACGGACCUCCAGAACUAUUUAAGUACUUAACCUGAGGUACCACUAUAUAACAUUACUUAGCUCAGUAUAUUUCCUCCUCUAUUUUCUAAGUGAUUAUUCCAUUUUCUUUUAAGUGUGUGUGUUUAUAGCUCCACUGAUAGCAAUGCCACAAGUUCCUCAUCUGUAAUGUGCUUGGGACAGCACUAUACAGGUGCACUUCACUUGGCGACUCAAAAGCUCUCUUCAAAUAAAUUGGAUGGGGGUGCUUAACUUCUCCCUUGUCUGCAAGAAGUAGAGUGCUGCAGAAAGGAGAGCUGCUUUUUUGCCACUUUCUUGGGCAAGAGAGUCCUUGUCUCCUGGUAGAAGAGUGCCCAGAAUCCAUUGCUCUAUACCGCGCUAAAUAGUAAGGAUGUCGUGACUCAUUGCUUUAAGGGGGGAACCCCCAGACUUGUGGCAAGUCUUUUGUGGGUCUUCCUGUAGAUGAUAGUGGGCAAAGAGCAAACUCUUUUCUUCAGAGCCAUUUAUUUGAGUGCUAAUCAAAUGAGCCUUGCCAACUUGAAGAACAACCAACCACACUCCUGCAGAAGAUCUCAGUGAUCAAGCUGACAUGUAACAGGGCUGGGCGAUAACUGGUUUUCAGUAUUGUUAUAUAUCACGGUAUCUGAAAAAAGGAAGGAACUACGCAGAGGUGAACAGAACAAUGUCCUGGCAACUGCUACUACUUAAUGGUCUAAAACUGAUAAAUGAUGAUAUUAUCAAUCACCUCAUUGUCACUUUCAGCAGCAGGCAACCCAAAAUGCAUCCAAAUGAGACUUUUGGUUUUGGGCUUGUAUUCGGGACAAUCCAAAAUUUGGUGAUGAAUCAUAGUGAAUACAAAUAAUCUGGGACUGCCAGCAGGCCUACUAGGCAGCAGAGGCGGCAGCAGCAGAAUCAACAGCAGCCUGUGAAGCCUUGCCACGGCAGUGGGCAGAAGCAGCGGCAGCCUGUGAGAACUUGUAGCGAUGGCCUUGUGGCAGUGGUAAAAGCAGUGACAGCCUGCAAGGCCUUGUCAUGGCGGUGACUGUAAUGGUGGCCUGCGAGGCCUUAUGGUGGCAGCAGGAGACUGUGGCUGUACUUUGGAUUGUUCUGAAUGCCACCAUUUGGUAGCCAAGCCUCAAACCAAAAGUUCUGUUGGGAUGCAUUUUGGCUUGCCUGCUGAUGAAACUGAGUGUGUGAUGAUAAAUAAUAUGGUCAUUUAAGUUUUAGACCCCUAAGUAGUAGCAGUUGCCAGGACAUUGCCUUGUUUGCCUCUGUAUAGUUCCAUCCUUAUUUCAGACAUUGUGGUAGAUUGCAAUGUUUAGCUGGUGAUAACAUUGCAAUGUUUAGCUGGUGAGUUAUUGCAGUGUUGAAAACCAGAUAUCGCCUAGCCCUUACACACAUUGUGAUUUGCAGUAUAUUGCCAGCUCAGAUAUUAUGAAACAAUUACCACAAUGUGAACUUCAAAAUAGUUUUGGACGAUAUAUCAAUAUAUCACCCAGCUCUAGCAUGUAAGGGUUCAGGCAGUGUCUGAGGUAUCCUGCACUAAGUUGUUUUGUACAAGCCCUUUGUACAUUAAUCACUUUGCACAAGGACCAUGAACCUGACUCAGUAGUAGCUGGGUAACCAAUGCAGCUGUUUUAACAAUAAUGUCACAUAGUGCCAGAACUCACCAUGAACAACUCCCCCAUUCUCUUAUAAUGGCAAUGGCGCCCACCUAAGAGAUGCUGGAACUGAGUUCUAUCUGAAUAAAAGCUUUGAUGUCACAUAUUCUCAGCCAGAUGCCCCCUUAAAGCUCUCUGGCUGUUGCAUUCAACACCAACUGGAACUUUUGAACAAGACCCCAGGGCAGCCUCAUAUAGAAUACAUUACAGUAUGGUGGUACCUUGGUUUACGAACUUAAUCCGUUCCGGAAGUCCGUUCUUAAACCAAGGCAUGCUUUCCCAUAGCAGUGGGGGACUCAAUUUACAAAUGGAACAGACUCAACAGGAAGCAGAACUAUGUUUCUUUCCUACAUCCUCUUGAGAUGCAAAGGGAGGGCACAGUCUUACUGGAAGGCAGCCUGCCGUUAUGACUAGUGUUUGCAUUGUGAAUCCCUGUUCUAGAGAGAGAACUUAGUUAAGUAAAGCCAGAAAAAGUGAUCAUUACAUUUUCAAGCAUGACUCAUUUGCUUUCUUUUAGGUGAUAUUGGGAACUAUUAUUAUGGACAGGGGCACCCAAUGAAGCCUCACAGGAUUCGCAUGACACACAACUUGUUGCUAAAUUAUGGCUUGUACAGAAAAAUGGAAAUUUAUGUGAGUAUACAUUUACAGUUUUGUCACUUGAAAGUUGAUGAGCAGUGAAGAGGCUAUAGUUUCCUAAGAUUUUUAAUUCACUUCAACACUUUCUUUGUUGUGGAAAAUCCUCUGGCUGAUUCUGAGAUAACAUUUUUCUUCCAAAGAAGAACACAAACUGAGCCUGGGUCAGAUGGUUAGAAUGUGGUGCUGAUAAUGCCAAGGUUGCAGGUUUAAUCCCCAUACAGGAGAGCUGUAUAUUCCUGCAUUGCAGGGGGUUGGACUAAAUGAUCCUCAGGGUCCCUACAAUUCUAUGAUUCUAUGAAACCUAUGAGUACCUGUGAAAAUGCCACAUAAGGAAACAAAAUUCACAAGCAUUCAGUGUUCAGAUAUCUACUGGAUGGAAAACAUGACAUGGUUACAGUAAAAUAUAUACAACAAAGUGUUUUCUGUUUAUAAUGUGUUGUUGAGCAUAUUUUAAAAUAUUUCAGCAAGUUUCAACUUAACACAUGCCUGAUCAAAUCUGUUUGAAGUACUUGAAAUACUACUGCUUUUUAUUCUGUCUCAGAUCAAAUUCAAUCUGUUUCUUUUCCAGCGGCCUCACAAAGCUACAGCAGAAGAAAUGACGAAAUACCACAGUGAUGAGUACAUAAAAUUUCUUCGCUCAAUUAGACCCGACAAUAUGUCUGAAUAUAGUAAACAAAUGCAAAGAUGUAAGUCUAAUGCUAAAAAUAACUGGUUUCCCUCAGUUUCCCACCUGGUUUUGCGAACUUGAUUUGUUAAGAUGGAGAGUAUUAUAUUAUCUAUUUUACUGUAAUGUGUAGAAUCCUGUCUAUAUGAUGUUUAAUCAUUUUGAAUUGUUAGUUGUUGGCUAUAGUGGUUAUAACAUUCAGGCUUGUUCAGAUGUAAUGCUGCCCAGUUACCAAACCAUACUUUGAUAACUGAGUCAUAUUGCACAUGAUUCUUUCUCUAGGAGUUGCACAUGUCUCCCUUUUCUUCUUAGGGGAUAGUUACUGCUAACCAUAGUUAGCUUUUACACCAGAGGUGGAAAUCAGCUUCUAAUUUCAUUCUCUAGUUUCAAAGCUAUAUAUUUGAAUUGGACCAUAGUAACAGGUUUGCCACAUGUAUUAAAUUAAACUAGUGUAAUUUUCCAUCCCAAAAUUUAGAACAUUAGAUAGCAUGACGAAAAACUGUAAUAUUUAUCUUUUCAAUUAACUUGUACUUUCUUUGAUUUCUGAACAUUGAUUUCCAUUAUGAAUUCUGAAUGACAGCAUAACUUGCAAGAGAAUUGUAUUUUACUAGUUGGAUAACUAUUUGCUCAGUUUAAGCCACCUAUAGUACCUUAAUUGGUAACUGGUAAUUGUCUUUUUGCUGAAACUUCAUAAGCCAUAAUUUGACAUAUAGUGAUGCUGUAAAUUUAGGCAUACACUCAGCUACAAACUGCUCUGAAUCCAUAAAAGCAUAUUUAAAUAUACUUAACUGACAAAAAAAAGGUGUCUACCAAGUUUCACAUCUGUGGUAAUGGUUAGGUUAAGUUUUGAAUAAUGCCUCUGUUCUAAGGUUUUGGUUUUCAUUUUAAAGAUAGUGUUGGGCAUUUAAUGGAUCAAAAAUUAUUUGAUCCAUAUCACUGGUCAAGUAAUAGACAUUUAGCAUUAUUAUUUUUUUACAACAAUACACAUAGAUUCAACAUCAGCAGGUUGAAUGAUUAACAAACAGUGAAAUCAGUUUUGUAAAAGGUAUUGUAACCCAUGGUGUGGCCACAUUUGAGAUAAUGCUACCAAUGCAGAGGUGUUCUUUUUUCAGGGAACAUUUGACAAUGUUUAGUCAAUUGACCAACAUGCUAUACUUUUAUUUUUUUUUAAAGAAAGAUUAUAUACAAACUUAAGUAAUAAUACAUUUAAGGAUAAAUAAAACUUGUCUUGUAUAGUUAACGUGGGGGAAGACUGUCCUGUGUUUGAUGGGCUGUUUGAGUUCUGUCAGCUGUCAACAGGAGGCUCUGUGGGUAAGUAUAUCCUAAUGUUUUCCUGGAGUUGUUAAUUUUUAAAAGGCUGUACCAGUUGUUUUUUUUUUAACAUUACCCAUGUGACAACUUUUAUAGCUCUUGCGGAAAUCAAUGAGGGAGAAAGAAUUUAAUAGAAAUAUAAAGUGAAAUGUUUAAUUAAAAGAAAAUGUUGUUAUCAGUAGCUACUAGGCAUGAUGGAUAUGUACUACCUCCAGUAUCAGAGUCUGUGUGCCUCUGAAUGCCAGUAGCUGGAGAUCAUGAGUUAGAGAAGUUUAAUGCACUCACGUCCUGCUUCUCUGCUUCCUCUAGACAUCUGGUUAGUCAAUGUGAGAACAGAAUGCUGGACUAGUUGGGCCUUUUAUCUUUCAGCAUCUCCCAUUACAAAUUAAUAGUUCAUUCUGUUGCAUGAGUUGGUAUAUCCAACUGUAGAAGUGCCUAACAAUAAACAAUUAAAAUCCAGGCUUCACCACGAUGUCUUACAUUGAAGCUCUCUCUCUCUUUCUCUCUCUUUUUUUUUUUUUUUGGGCAAGACAUACUGUCUACCUUUUUCAUUCCUUACCUGCAUUUUUCUCCAUAAUGGUUCUUUAGCUGGAGCAGUAAAAUUAAACAGACAACAAACAGACAUGGCUGUUAAUUGGGCUGGAGGACUUCAUCAUGCUAAGAAGUCAGAAGCAUCAGGUUUCUGCUAUGUCAAUGAUAUUGUGCUUGCCAUUCUGGAAUUACUAAAGUAAGUUCAUGUUGGUGUUGUAUGCACAACUUGUCUUCUAGAAAUGUUAAAAAUAUAGGCUGUGUAUUGGCUUAAUCUGUAUAUACUGACCAGAGGACUAGUGAUCAUUGUUCCUUGGUCAUUUUAAAUUAUAUUUUGUUUCUAUAUGUGUUUGUGUAUGCAUGCACGCAUGAUAUAAAUUGCAACACCCUUUUUGUUCUAAAUAGCUUACUGAUCAAUUCAGACUCUGGCUGGAGAGCAAGCAUCAAGACCAAAUAAAGCAGCAGAGUUAUUGUUCCAUCUGAAGCCUUGCCCAAGGCAAAAAGUGAGGGGAUUCAGGCUUCGGGGGUUUCUGGGGGGACAUUGUUGCUGCAUGAGCUGUAGGCUGGUGUAGCAAAGGCGCCCUAAUUUGGUCCCUCUCUGGGAGCUAAACAAGUGUAAUUUGCAGAUAAUUUUAUGUUUAUUAAUGAGCUGUCAGUAUGGCUAUACACAGUGACCUUCCUGGUUCUUGAUAUUGUGUCAUGAUACACAUAGUUUUAAGCAUUAUAUUGGAAAAGGGAGAACAGAUCUGUAUACAUGUAGUCAUGCGGCUUUAUAUAUCUGAUUUAGCCUGGGGAUAAAUCUGGCACCAGAUAAACUUUUUGAAAGGUAAGUAGUGAGUUUUAUUGGUACUGCUCAAGUAAAGUCUCUGUCUCUCUCUCUCUCUGUCUCUCUCUCUCCCUCCAGAUACCACCAAAGAGUAUUGUACAUUGAUAUUGAUAUCCAUCACGGUGAUGGCGUUGAAGAAGCAUUUUACACAACUGAUCGUGUAAUGACAGUAUCAUUCCAUAAAUACGGUGAAUAUUUCCCUGGCACAGGCGAUUUGAGAGUAAGUUCAGAUAUGAGGUUACCAUUUGAUUAAAGUAGCAUCUUGCAAAUGCUAUAUUUAAGGCUGGUUAUCAAGUUAAGAAUUUUAAUUUAAUUAGUUUUUAUCCUUCCUUCUGAUGAAGGACACUUUGAAUUGAUCAGGGUGAAAAAGGCUAACUCUUAACUUGAUGAGUCCGAUUCUAUAUAUGGUGUAUUUUUUCAUCUUAAUUACAGUAUUGUUUCCUACACUCAUUGGGCUAUUAUGUAAACAAUGUGUGUUGCCCCUGAGUGGCAUAGUACUGCAACAUUGGAAUGAAUGGCAGUUUUGGUAACUAGGGUUACUUUUUUCUUGUCAUUUUAUAUCUGACAUCCAUUUUGCUAAUCUAAAAACUGUAUCUUCAAGAGUAGAUCUAAGUUUCUUCCUUCCUCUCCCAUCCCUUUUUCCUUUUUGUGCUCUUUAGAUUGUAAGCCUGCGUCAUUUUAUUUUGAUCUAUAAACCAUUCUGGGAGUGGGCAAAAAUACUUUCAGGCAUAUCAAUGAUGAGUAAGAUAGGUAUACAAAACGUCAAAAUAGCUGAAAAAAACUGCCCAGCUUGCUAAUAGUUACUAAAAUGCCAUUUAAAAAUCACCAGUAAUCAUAGUUGAAGCUUAUGUUACUAUAGUACAGAUGCUUGCAUUUGCAUGAUCACACGAAGUUGUUCAUUAAAAAUUCCUAUGCAUAAUAUAAUCCAUGGUACCCAUUUCUGUUGUUGCUAGCUGUGGUAUUUGUUCCUUUUUUCAACAGAAAUUAAAUGUGCUAGCUUGGAGACAGCUUUUAUAUCUCAACCUGAUUGGCCACAAGAUGGUACUGUUGCUUCAUGCUAAAUGCAGGCCUCUAAAGAGCAGAAGCACUGACCUUAAACUAGGCUUCUCACCUGUCAAAUACAUGAAAGUUUAAUUUCUUAUUAAACCUAAUCUUCUGAUAUCCUUAAUAAUCUGUCCAGAAAGCAAAUUCAGUUAAUUUUGACAUUAACACCUCAGCUAAACAGGAAUAUAUUUGUUUGAUUCCCAUAUUUUCUGAGACUUUUUUUAUUUUGCUUACUUGGAGCAUGGUGGGUAUGCUGUCUAUCUUUCAAUAUAUAAUAUAAUAACUAUAAAAAUGUACUGUAUACAGUAUAGUAAACUUAAGUUUCUUACGUGCCUUUUGUGUAUGUUACAAUGUAUGCUAAGAGCACUGCGUGUUAAUUCAGCUGUAUCUAGAUAAAACCAUUGUAUGAGAUUCUCUUAAUAGCAUUUUGUUUGUUUAUUUAUUAAAUUUGCAUACUGCCCUUCAUCCAAAGAUCUCAGGGUGGUUCACAACAUUAAAAUACAAUAUAAAAACACAAAAUACAUAAUAAAACAAGAACAAAAAGCAGCAACCACAAACAAAUAAUAAACACAUUUAAAAGGGGUAUAUAAGAUGUUCAUCAGGCAAAGGCCUGGUUGAAGAGGAGCAUUUUCACCUGUCACCUAAAGGUGUAUAAUGAUAUUGCCAGCCAGGGAGAGCAUUCCUCAAAUGGGGAGCCACUGCAGUAAAGGCCUUCUUUGUGUUGCCAGCCUCAUGGCAAGAAGGCACACAAAGAAGGUCCUCAGGUGAUGAUCUCAGGGUCCAGGUAGGUUCAUAUGAAAAAAGGCAGUCCUUUGCCUUUUGUGAAAUAGUAAGGAAGGACACAUGGUGAUAAAAAGUGACUCCAUAACAAGUUAGAGCUCCUCACUUUAAGAUUUGACUCUCCUGGAAAGAGGUUGUUUCUAUAAGAGACAUUUUCAUUGUAUCGCUUUAAAAAUCUGCUUCUGUUUAGAUAUAUAAAGCUUGUACUGAAGGAACUGCUGCAGUACCUCAAAAAACAAAGAAGACUGUUGCCCUGUACUAGCACAAUACUUGUAGCCAAACUGUAUAAAACUUCAUGCACUUGAAGUGGACCAUUAAAGCUUCUGUCACAAAAUAAUCAUUUAUCCUUAAAGUACAAUACUUGUGGUUCGCCCUCUAGAACAACAUUGUAACUUCCUGUUAGUAAAUAUGAAGAAUAUAUUCAAACUGGAAACAAAAUGUCUUUUUAGCUACUGAUGUACUAAACAGACGUCAAAGGUCUUGUAUUCCGUUUGUAAAUCAUGAAUGUUGAAGCAGGUGCAAAAAAGGAAUAAACUCCAUGUGUUUCACUUAGUGAAUUGUGGCACAUUUCUCGUAGAUAUAAUAACAUGUGAUUUUACGGAUCUGACACAGCAGACCCAUGACAUUACUCCCCAUCCCCAGGUAACUGGUUGUCUUUUAAAGCCUACCCAUAUGUUUCUGUUUUAUGCCAUCCCCACUCUUGGUGAUACCCUAUUUAAAUCCCUGCAAUGAUUCUAAAACCAUACUUUGGUGAAUUUCAAUAAAGUAAUAAAAUCCAAAUUAUACUUUUGGGUCUGAUUCUUCUGUAUUUUCACAUGUCAUCCUUUUGUUCUUUUGGAUAUACUUCCUUGUGCACUGAUUUCUUCUACUGCACUGAUCAAAUGUUUUAUCUGAAGAUUUAAUGCUUUAUCUGAAGAUUAAACUUGAAGUAUUGUUUGCUUCCCUGGGCUGCUUUGGGAGAAAGGGUGAGAAAAUUUAAUAAUAAAUAUCUGGCACACUUCUUAUAUAUGCAGUUUUGGUAUUCAUUACAUACUCAGAAUUUUUCAAAUGUCUAGGUAGCAUCUAAACUACUUUCAAACACUCUUGGCCACAAAUGGUCCAGUGGUAAACAAAAUGUGUUUUGCCUUUUGAUAUGAGUUUGUGAUUUUUGUUUUUGUCUUGUUCAUGUUCUCUUAUAGGACAUAGGUGCUGGAAAAGGCAAAUACUAUGCUGUCAACUUUCCAAUGAGAGAUGGAAUAGAUGAUGAGUCAUACGGUCAGAUAUUUAAGCCAGUGAGUAUAUUCUAGAUACAUUUUUUAGAGAUGCUUCUGUGUGGCUGAAUAAUAGAUUUACCAUGAUUUCUGCUUCUUUACAGAUUAUUUCCAAAGUCAUGGAGAUGUACCAACCUAGUGCUGUGGUGUUGCAGUGUGGGGCAGAUUCACUGUCUGGUGACAGGCUGGGAUGUUUUAAUCUUACCGUCAAAGGUCAGAGAGCAAAACAUUACUGUAGAGUCACAGUUACAUAUGUUUUGAAAGCAAGUACUGAAUGCAGAUUUAGUGGAAUUUUUUUUUUUAGUAUCAGUAUUCUUGCAGCCAUCUUUCUGGGCAGCCAUCUCUAAUGCUGGGAUCCCCCCCCCCCCCCCGGCCACACACAAACACACUGGUGUCUGUCAAGUAUGCACCCUUUUGACCAUAGUACAUCUAAAGGAAGAUGUGAAAAAGAUGUUCCAUGUCAAUGUCUUUAUUUGCAGUGUUUCAGUUUUGUGUGAUUUUAGGAAAUAAGUUCAGGUCUUAGUAGGCAGACAUCACAUGUAGAAAUUCAGUGAUGUUUAUGUGAAUAAGCUAUUAAAUAUGGCAUAAUGUGUGAGAUGCAAUAUGGCCAAUAUUUUACUAUAAUUAGAUCAGUAAUGUAUUAAAUGCAUUCAAUUUAUGAAUAGAUUGCAAGAAUUAUUAAACUGAGUGUGCAUCUGUUUGCCUUUAUGACUCUUGCAAAAAAUAAUAAUUCUUGUGUAACUCAAUGCCAUAAAUGCAAAACAGAAGACCAGAUUCCAGAAUUGAUAGGAUACCUUAUCCUAUUCUGUUUUUUUAGUUCUUGCAUCUUUCAAUUGUGUUUAAGUUUGUUUUUCUAGAGCUGAUGUUUCUGUAUACAGAUCUUAAUUGUGUAACUUGAAAUGAAUAUAACUGUAUGUCUUUAUGGUUUGUUUGUUUUUCAAGGACAUGCUAAAUGUGUAGAAGUUGUGAAGACUUUCAACUUGCCUCUUCUGAUGCUUGGAGGAGGUGGAUAUACCAUACGGAACGUUGCUCGAUGUUGGACCUAUGAGACUGCUGUUGCCUUAGAUUGUGAAAUCCCUAAUGGUAAAUAUUUGGAGCCAGGGCUUCCCAAGCUGUGGUCCAUGAGCUUCAUUCAAGUGGUCUAGAGCAUGUCUGCAAAAAUGCAUGAAAAGUCAUACAUUACGUAGUGCAGUGUAUUACAAUUGCUACAACAGGCAGAAAAAUCAUUAAGUGAUCCACAAAGUCCCUCAUGAAGUGGUUCAUUGGGAGAAUGGGAUUAGGAGCCACUGUUCUAAGGAGUAUCACAGGUGACACCAGGGUUUAAGUUCUCUCCAUAUGAAGAAUAACAUGUAACUUAAACUUUAGCUUGCCUUAGUCAUCAGAUCCCCCAUUUCAGUGGCCAGGGAGAUUGCCAACUGUCUGUAUUCUGUAACUGCAAAUUGCAGUACAGUAUUGCAGUACAGUGUAUCUUGCCAUAGAGCCUAUGCCAACCUGCUACAGAGGAUUGGAGACUGACAGAGAAGACUUACAGCAUAACCAUUCUUUGAUCUACAGGGGAUUUUGCUAAUGGUUGAAUCAUUAAGAAGCGGGAUAUCUGUCUUGACUCAUGUGGUUUCUGGCUCAUUAACCAGACUCUUGGUAGCUUCAAAUGGCUUACCUAGAUGGGUGAACACAGAUGUUUUAGAAAGCAUUAAUGAGAUGCAUAGAAAUCUGCAUGGACCUUUUAUAGAUUGUAUAAAUGAGUAAGUGUAUUUGGUGUGUUUAUUUAAACACAGUGUGUUAUUUUCAACGUAGUAUAUUUUAUUUUAAACUAUUGUUUAAAUAAGCUGUGAUUUAAAAUGCACAAGAGCUUUGCUCCUCUCCUGAUUGUGCUGUGCAAGGGAAGAAGCAAGUCAGAGUCUGGAUUGUAGUGACAUGUGAACCCUGGGCUCAAGUUGGUUUCUCUUCAAACAAACCACAACCAGAAAGUGAAGAUUGAUUUAUGGCUUACUCAUUGUUGUCUACUUUGAGGAAGCAAAGCCUGGUUUCAUGACAACCUAAAGUUGAGCUUGUUUCCUCUAUUUCAUUCAAACCAUACAAUCAUUUAAACUUUACAUUCAUAAACACCAGAUUUUCUACAUCUUCAACAUAAUUCGUGGUGUGUGAAAUAUGCCAGUAAGUUGUUGUUGUUGUUACUAAUUACCCACCUUAUCACCUUAAGAUCCCACAUGGGUUCCAAAAACCAGCACACAUUAUUUAAAACAGUUUGAAGCAACCACAGAAACAAAUGAGGCUUCAUUUUUAUACCACGGUGGAGCAUCUAGAUUUCUGCUAUAGAAGAUAACUGUAGCACAUUUAAUCUUGAAAAAAUAUUCUUUCUUCCUUAGAAUGCAGAUACUUCCUCAUGUAUUUAUUCUGGAUCAGAAAAUAAUUUUGAAUGUCUAUUAAAUAUUUGAGAGCUGUCAUAUGCUGCAUUGCAUUCCUUUGAAUUUGUUCUUUUUUCAGCAUUUAGUAGAAAAAAACAAAAGCUAUGCUUUCAAACAUAAAAAAAUGCAUACUAUCAUAUCUGACCACUAUAAUCUGAAGAGCAAUAAGGCUGUUUUAAUAAGCUAUUAUUAAUUCAUUUUGUUUUAACAGAAUUGCCAUACAAUGACUACUUUGAGUAUUUUGGACCAGAUUUCAAGCUGCAUAUUAGCCCUUCAAAUAUGACAAACCAGAACACCCCAGAAUAUAUGGAGAAGAUUAAGUGAGUAUUAAUGCCAUAAAGACACAUAAAUACUAUAACGAUCUAAAUAUUUGCAAUGGGUAAGGAUCCAUUUUCUUUUUUAUGCUCAAUAUGAAGCAGGGAAAGGGAGGGGUUAAAAGGUCCUGGGCUCUUGAGAUAGCAGAAUUACUGCUUUAAAAGCCAGCAGGUGAAACUAGAAAGUCAAAGACUGUAUUCAGUUAGUGUCCUCUGUUGAAGAAAGGCUCUCUGAUCAGUGAAUGCUUCUGUCAAUGGAAGGGGCAGAAACACUUUUUCACCAGUUCUCCCUCCUCCCUGUGGCUUCCUGUGCCACCUCCCAUGUCGUUCUAAAAGCUAGAGCAACCUUCUGGAAUGGAUUUCUGGGGCAGGGAAAAAGCAGAAAAAGCAUCAAACCUCAUUCUUCUGCUGGAAGCCUUUGCUUGAUCAAAUUAUCUUCUGUUGCUGGAGGGACAUGGUUGGAUAAACUCAAAGCUGUCUUUUAAUGUUUCAGGGUUGUAUCCAACUAAGUCGUACUCAGAUUAGACCCAUUAAUAUUAAUAGACUUAAGUUUGAUUUCAUUAGAUCUACUCUGAGCAUGGCAUAGAUGGCUACAGCUUUCAGUGCUUAAUGGUUGGAAAAGAAAAACCUUUUUAUCUUUCAAAAUUUGGUGCACAUUGUUAAAAUCAUUUUUUAUUUUUGCAAAAGAGCUAUUAAGUCUCAGUAAGCUCUUUUGUCAGCAGAAAUGCACAAAGCAUGAUCAAAGUAUCACUAUAUAUUGCUUAAUUUCAUUAUGUUGAAUGCCAGUCAUAUGUUCUGAGAGUUUGUAUUUUUUAAAUGUGUUCACCUCUAACCAUAGAUGUUCUGUCUGACACAUGUAUUUCCUUUGGAUACCAUGGCUUGCCUUUUUCAAAUUGCCCCUAGUCCUCUUGCUAUGUAACUUGCUUUUCACCUUAUUUUCCUACCAUUACUAGGCAGCUGGGUAUUUUUGUGAGGACGAGAACUAAGAAACUCCCAAGCUAUUAAGAAGAAAGUUGUCUCAUAACAACUUUUCCCUGGAUUACUUGCCUUGCAGACAGCGUUUGUUUGAGAACUUGCGCAUGUUGCCCCAUGCCCCAGGUGUACAGAUGCAGGCUAUUCCUGAAGAUGCUGUUCAUGAAGACAGUGGUGAUGAAGAUGGUGAAGAUCCAGACAAACGUAUUUCUAGUAAGAAUGGGCUAACAUUAAUACUGGGUGGAUUGUUGAAGAAGUAGUACUAAAGAAGGUGGAACAGAAGUGCCCCAAUAAGUCAGAUGGACAUCUAAAGUGACCAUCCAGAAACAAAUUUGCUUUAGUGCUUUGUGAAGAAGUCAGGAGUUACAUAUCAGAACAUGAAGGCAGAAAGCCUGGGAAAUAAACACAACUGGCAACCAAGGGGAAGCUGCUUAAUUUUUAAAGCCAAUCUUGAAAUUAUAUGAACUUAUACAAUUUGCUGUGCCAUUUUUGGCAUAGUUCUUAGAUUUUACACCAAGCUUUUUAAAUUAGUUCCUAGCAGAGGUUUCUGCUAGCAUAAGACAGAGAAUAUGAUUUUUGCCUAUUUCCCCUAUAGUCCCCAGUCCUACUAAAAAUGAUUCUGGACCAUUGGGGGCUCUUUAGAGCAGAUUUGGAAGUGGGCACUGGUGGCUGCAGGGUGGAGGGGGAAUUGGCAAAAACUGCCUCCCCUUCUCCUUCAUCAAAUGUUUGCCUUGUGCCUGUUUAAAGGCAAAAAUUAGAUACACAGGCCUUACAUAUUGGACCAGUUCAAUAAAAUCACGAGGCAUGUGUCAGGGAAGAGUUAGAAGUUUCCAGUUUCUCAGAGGGAGAAAGCAUUCCCCAAGUGGGGAGGGAGAGCAGUGAAUCUAAUAGAAGGGAGCAAGAGGAACAACAGGGAGGGACCGGCUGUUCACAGGAAAGGCAAGGGUUCACUUCUAGCUCAGAUUCGGAGGAGGGGAGAUACAGGCCAGCUCUAGCCAGGAGGUUAGAAAAAAGAGUGGGAAAACGAAGGGAAAGGCGCCUUCGCCAUUUUGAGGGUGGCUGGUCACGGAGAAGCAGAGCUCAGAAGGUAUCUGAAAUAAGUGACUCUGAGGAAUAAUAGUUAAGAACCGUUUAUAAGAAUGUUUUGUUAAUACGCAAUAAAAAGUUUUAUAAAAGAACAAGAAGCAUUUGUGUGGUGAUCUGAAGAGGACAACGACCAGUCCUGACAGCAUGUCUGAGCAUUUGAAUUGGCCUAGACAUUCUGGUUUUUACUUAGUUUCCAGGAAGGGAAUAACUGAGUCAGGUAGACGCUGCAGGUGCUAUUUUGCAAUAGUAACAUCUACUUUGGACUUUAUAACCUGUUUGCCUGUGAAUGAGGACUGAUGCUGCUUAUAUGUUGAAAUUUCAUGUCGGUAAUACAUGCUAUUUCUACUGCAUCUUUUGGCUAAUAAGCGGCAAAUUUUGCCUCAGGCCUAAAUAAGAGCUAGAGUACACAUUGCACUUAUCACCAAUACGCUGUUGAAAUUGCAACCCCAUUAUGAGUUCAUUCCCCACCCACUCACUGUAUUGAGGAAUGUCUUUCUAAACACAACAUUGCUGUCAUAUGGAAAGUUUUCAUUAUGGUUAUGAUCAAUGCAGCAGGACUUCCUUUACUGAUACAAAUUGCAGGGAAGAGUUGUUGUCACAAAAUAACUUUUAUUUAUUUUAUGCCUUCCCAUGGUGAGAGAAAUGGAACACACAAGGUGGUGAUCUUGGAGGAAUGUGUUUUCUAAUCCUCUUCCCUUACUUCUAGUUCGUGCAUCCGAUAAGCGAAUAGCCUGUGAUGAAGAAUUUUCUGAUUCUGAAGAUGAAGGGGAAGGUGGACGCAGAAAUGUUGCAGAUCAUAAGAAAGGAGCAAAGAAAGCCCGACUAGAAGAAGACAAAAAAGAAACAGAAGAUAAAAAAACAGGUAAAAGCCUAAAUCAGUAUUUUUCUUUCUUUUACUUUCCUUGUUGGCUUUCCUAAGCAUAUCAUACUCUCCUGAAAGUAAUGGGAUUUGCUUCCAACUAAAUAUUGUUGAGAUUAGGUCAGACCUACUUAAUUUAUGAUGGUAAACUACCCAUAUUUGUUAUACAGUGGUACCUUGGUUUUCGAACUUGUUCCGGGAGUCUGAUUAGACGUUCGGCUUCUAAAAAACGUUUGCAAACCAGAACACUUACUUCCAGGUUUGUAGCAUUCGGAAGCUGAUUUGUUUAACAACUAAGCCAUUUGGAACCAAGAUAUCACUGUAUUCAUCAUUCUGCAAAAACAGUUGAGGCAUAAAGCAGCUCACGUGCCAUGGUCCAUAACUGUUGGUUUUCCUUUAGUUUGAAUCUAAGUUGUGCAUUUCUGGAUUAGGCUGUUGGUUGGAAUGUUUAUCUUUCUGAGAAUAUCUCUACUUUAACCCUUUUUAAAUAUUCAUUCUUUGCUUAAAACCUUUCACCUUCCAGGUGUUGCUAAACUACAACUCCCAUCAGCCUCAGCCAGCAUGGCCAGUAGUUGUAGUUCAGCAGCAUGUGGUGGGGCAAAAGAUUCCACACACCUGUUUUGAAAGAAGAAAUCAGCACUGGCAAAGGUGCAGCUUCAUUCAAAUUCUUCUAUCAGUGUUCAUUUUCAUUGUAAUUUGUUAACAGCUAAGUCAACAGUUGUCAUUUGAAAUUUAUUUAUAUAAACCUGCCGCUUUUAAUUAUUUUUAGACAUUAAAGAGGAAGAUAAAUCCAAGGAUAGCAGUGGUGAGAAAGCAGAUACCAAAGGGUAAGUAAAUUGUGGCCAUCCUAUAAUGUGCAUGUUUCAGAACAGCCAUUAACUUUGAAAUGUUACUUAUGCAUCUGUUAUCCAUUAUGGAUGACAAUAAAUUAGUGCCAGUAGCUAUUAAAGAAUUUAUAAUAUGAGCAAUGCAACCCUUACUGUUUUUAAAUGAGCAGAGAAUGGCAUUAAAUUGUGACCCAUGUUAACAGUUGACUUUUUCCCUCCUCUGAACAGCACAAAGUCAGAACAGCUCAACAAUCCUUGAAUGUAGAGACUCACAUCAAUUAAAGGACACAAUACAAAAGUGGGGGGGAAAGUUAAAAGGAACUUUUCAUCUGAGAAGAGACUCUUGAUUUUCAUUUUGUACUAUUUGGCAUGGAGCGUAUUUAUUUUCAAACAACUGUGUUUUUGUUUUUGGCAAGUUGUAUUGUGAGUUUUCUAAUUAUGAUGCAAAAUUUUGUUCCUUCCGCCAGGCUUUAAGUAAUAGUAUUCAAAAUGGAUGUGCUAUUAUGUUAGACGUCUAAAUGAUCUAUUAAAAUUUGCCUUUUCCUGAACUGAUUUUACCCCUUUUUGUAAUUAUAUCUUUAUUAAAAAAAAUGUACUC